UAUCGCUCUUCCCUUAUACUUCCCUCCCUCCCCAUUGACUCCUCUCUACUUCCUUCCUUCCUUCCUUCCUCACGGUCCCAAAUCUCGGGAGAAAACUUCCCUUUAAUCUGUGUUCAGUUCUGGGGAAAUGGCUUCGAACACACUGAUGAGCUGCGGCAUAGCCACCUCGGCCUUCCCCUCGGUCCUCUCCUCCUCCAAGUCGAGGUUCGCCACCUCGAUUCCGCUCCAAUGCUCCGCCACCAGCUCGGGUUCCCGCUUCUCCAUGUCCGCGGACUGGAUGCCCGGUCAGCCCCGGCCACCCUACCUUGACGGCUCGGCUCCCGGUGACUUCGGAUUCGACCCGCUUCGGCUCGGAGAAGUUCCCGAAAACCUCGAGAGGUUCAAGGAAUCCGAACUCAUCCACUGCAGAUGGGCCAUGCUUGCCGUUCCGGGGAUAUUGGUUCCGGAGGCCCUGGGCCUAGGCAACUGGGUGCAGGCUCAGGAGUGGGCCGCUAAGCCAGGAGGCCAGGCUACCUACUUGGGCAACCCGGUCCCCUGGGGCUUUCUCCCCACCAUCUUGGUGAUCGAGUUCCUGUCCAUUGCCUUCGUCGAGCACCAAAGGAGCAUGGAGAAGGACCCCGAGAAGAAGAAGUACCCCGGCGGCGCCUUCGACCCCUUGGGCUACUCCAAGGACCCUGUCAAGUUCGAGGAGUACAAGGUCAAGGAGAUCAAGAACGGUCGAUUGGCGUUGUUGGCAUUCGUGGGUUUCUGCGUACAGCAAUCAGCCUACCCGGGCACGGGACCUCUCGAGAACUUGGCGACUCACUUGGCUGACCCAUGGCACAACAACAUCGGGGACGUCAUCAUCCCCGGAACCCUUUCGCCCUGAUUUGUUAUAAUCCCUAUUACACAGUUAAUCAAUCUCGUGUUAAUUAGAUCAAUGUUAAGUAGUCUCCGGUUAUACGCUCUCUAGCUAUCUCCUUGUAAAAUUCCAUGUAAUGAUCAUCGCGAGUAAUUAAUUUUGCCUCUCCUCGUAUGUGCUCGUGUGUGAAAUUGAAAUUCGAGAAUUGAAUGGUUCCGGUGAAA
Punica granatum (pomegranate) is the source of this 1065-nucleotide messenger RNA. The record is from RefSeq and is a predicted model, not a curated record. NCBI's taxonomy places the organism in Eukaryota, Viridiplantae, Streptophyta, Magnoliopsida, Myrtales, Lythraceae.